CAGGAGCGCGCAGUGCCGGCGGGUGCUCCCGGAGGACAUCGCCGCGGCGCAGGAGAGGUACGCCCGGAGCCGGCAGCUCCAGGCCGGCCCGCACGCGCAGCUGGCCGCCGCCGCGGAGGCCCUGGCGAGGGCGAGGCCGCGAGGCCGGGCCACGGUGCUGGCCGUCGGCGCGCACGAGCUGAAGGGGGACCUCGCGGACUUCGCCGUCCUCGCAGCGCUGUCCCCGCGGAUGGUCUUCGUCGAGCCGAACUCCAGGCUCAAGCAGUGGCUUCAUGCGCUUAACGUUUUCUUGUCUUCUGCCAGCGAAGAACCGGAAGAUCAUCUCGGCCGCAGCGUGCGAGACGGACAGGGAGGAGGCGACGCUCUACACCAGCGUGCAGGCAGCCACGCGGGACUCGUUCGACAGGCACUACGUCUCCAGGCACUCCGACAUGAAGCAGAGGAAGGUCAGGUGCAUGUCGAUGGCGUCGGUGCUCGCCGCUGCCGAGGCCACGGCGAGCGACGUCGAUGUCGUCAUCCUGGACGCAGAGGGGAGCGACCUCAAACUCUUGGACGCACUGCUGAGGCUCCCCGGCUUCAGGCCGCUGCUCGUGCGCUUCCCGUGCUGCUUCGGCUGGGAGGCUCGCGGCGUCCCCGACGAGCUCGGCCCGGCGAUGUCCGACCUGUCUGGGCGUGGCUACGACGUCUUUCUGGACGGGGGCAACGUGCUCGCCGUGCACGAGCGUGUCGGGGAGUCCCUGCAAGACUCGCGGGGCUCGUUCCGCUACUGAGCGGGACUGGGGCGCAGCGCCAACUUCUGCGCUCCGCCUUCGCGUGCCCCGGUCGGCCCAUCCAGGCUGCCGGUGUCCCGUCCCCCUUUCGGACGAUCUCACGCCUCUCGGAGGGUUUAGCGUCAUCACUCGUACCUCGCUCUUGCCGAUCCGCGGGUGUAGCGAGACGAUCCUUCUCCCCCUCUCUCUCUCCCUCUCUCU
Prorocentrum cordatum is the source of this 971-nucleotide messenger RNA. The record is from the annotation of a GenBank genome assembly. NCBI's taxonomy places the organism in Eukaryota, Dinophyceae, Prorocentrales, Prorocentraceae.